This is a messenger RNA of Rotaria sp. Silwood1, 428 nucleotides long. The record is from the annotation of a GenBank genome assembly. NCBI's taxonomy places the organism in Eukaryota, Metazoa, Rotifera, Eurotatoria, Philodinida, Philodinidae.
AUGCAACGUGGAAAUUUCAGCUUGAAUCCACCCGGUUCACAUGAUUGCUAUCGAAAGUUGGCACCAUGUGGCGGCUUCAAUUCCUCGACAUCGAAACAAAGAACAACUCUCGAAGCUGGUACAGAAUAUACCGUCAUGUUUCAACAACAUUUGAACCAUUACUAUCCACCGAAUCCAGGCCAAUUGGACAUUUCAUUUGCUGUGGGACUUGAUCCUGACGAGUCGGAUUUUCAAACGUUGAUCUCUUUUAACGAUUAUAAUCCUAUGAAUCAUAAUACACAAACGAAUUUUUCGAUUCCGAUUCGUUUACCGAAUCAGCCAUGUGAUCAUUGUGUUUUACGAGUACGUUAUUUGACCAAGAAUCCUGACGAAGAAGAUCAUGGCAUGACAUUUCAUCAGUGUUCUGACAUUCGAUUGACAGCAAGCUC